This is a messenger RNA of Crotalus tigris (Tiger rattlesnake), 735 nucleotides long. It is a transcript of the gene EDF1, whose product is annotated as endothelial differentiation related factor 1. The record is from RefSeq and is a predicted model, not a curated record. The coding region runs from base 83 to 529 and encodes 148 amino acids. Gene Ontology annotation, cellular component: nucleus. Gene Ontology annotation, molecular function: DNA binding. The transcript has 5 exons. NCBI's taxonomy places the organism in Eukaryota, Metazoa, Chordata, Lepidosauria, Squamata, Viperidae.
GAACGGGGAGAGGGACGGCCUAUUGCGGAGGUUGAGCAGCGAAGAGGCGGCGGCAGAAGCGGAGGCAGGAACCAGAGACGCCAUGGCGGAGAGCGACUGGGACACGGUGACGGUGCUACGCAAGAAGGGCCCCAGCGCGGCCCAGGCCAAAUCGAAGCAGGCGGUGCUGACGGCUCAGAGGCGAGGCGAGGACGUGGAGACCUCCAAAAAGUGGGCCGCAGGGCAGAACAAGCAGCACUCGAUCACCAAGAACACGGCCAAGCUGGACCGGGAGACCGAAGAGCUGCACCACGACCGGGUCCCGCUGGAGGUGGGCAAGGUCAUCCAGCAGGGCCGGCAGGGCAAGGGGCUGACCCAAAAGGACCUGGCCACGAAAAUCAACGAGAAGCCCCAGGUCAUCGCCGACUACGAGUCCGGGAGGGCCAUCCCCAACAACCAGGUGCUGGGCAAGAUCGAGAGGGCCAUCGGCCUUAAGCUCCGAGGGCGGGACAUCGGCAGGCCCCUCGAGCCGGGCCCCAAAGGGAAGUGAGGACAAAGCCUCGAAAUCAGUUUGCCCCGACUGAUCUCGCCUGGCCGCUUGCUCCUCUGGCACGGCCAGGGCCUCUGCCAGGCUGAAGCCUCCAGAGUCUCCACCCUGUUGUGAAUCAACGAACCGCUCACCGCCGACGUUCCUGCCUUCCUUUUUCAAAGUAUCCAAAUCCUAAUAAAGCAUCUGAAUCUGCCAGGGGCAAGAGA